Molecule: messenger RNA, 2204 nt
Organism: Onychostruthus taczanowskii (white-rumped snowfinch)
Lineage: Eukaryota; Metazoa; Chordata; Aves; Passeriformes; Passeridae
Gene: CERS2
Product: ceramide synthase 2
Exons: 11
Coding region: 231-1361 (376 amino acids)
Biological process (GO): ceramide biosynthetic process
Cellular component (GO): membrane
Molecular function (GO): sphingosine N-acyltransferase activity; DNA binding
Source: RefSeq, a predicted model, not a curated record
AGGGGGCACCGCGGGCUCUGUAGGGAAUGCAUCGAUCCCAUCUCGGCGGUCGAUUACUCACGCCUAGGCCCCGCCCCGCCCCACGGCGGGCGCCUCUCCCCGCGGCGUUGCGGUGACGUCACUCCCGGCGUUGCGGUGACGUCACUGCCGCCGCUGCCUGGCGCGGGGCGCGCGCGGGACCGAGGGGGGCGAGCGGCGGCUCCGUGAGGCGGCUCCGUGAGGGCUCCGGCAUGUUUCAGACCUUGUACAGCUAUUUUUGGUGGGAACGGCUCUGGCUCCCGGCAAACCUCACCUGGGCUGACCUGGAGGACCGGGAUGGGCGAGUCUAUGCCAAAGCCUCUGACCUGUACAUCACCCUCCCCUUGGCCUUCCUCUUCCUCGUUGUCCGGCACCUCUUUGAGACGUACGUGGCCACCCCUCUGGCCGGGCUCCUGAACGUCAAGGAGAAGGUCCGGUUAAAAGCCACCCCCAACGCGGUGCUGGAGAAGUUUUACGCUGCCACCAGCAAACACCCCAAGCAGGCCGACGUGGAGAUGCUCUCCAAGAAGAGCGGCUGCACCGUGCGCCAGGUCGAGCGCUGGUUCCGCCGCCGCCGCAACCAGGACCGGCCCAGCCUGCUGAAGAAAUUCCGGGAGGCCAGUUGGAGAUUCACCUUUUACCUUAUUGCUUUCAUUGCUGGCAUGGCUGUCAUAGUGGAUAAACCUUGGUUCUACGACCUCCGGGAGGUGUGGAAGGGAUACCCCAUCCAGAGCAUACUGCCCUCCCAGUACUGGUACUACAUGAUCGAGCUCUCCUUCUACUGGUCCCUGCUCUUCAGCAUCGCCUCCGACGUCAAGCGCAAGGACUUCAAAGAGCAAAUCAUCCACCACGUCGCCACCAUCAUCCUCAUCAGCUUCUCCUGGUUCGCCAACUACGUCCGUGCCGGGACGCUCAUCAUGGCCCUGCACGACUCCUCGGAUUAUCUGCUGGAGUCUGCCAAGAUGUUCAACUACGCCGGGUGGAGGAACACCUGCAACAACAUCUUCAUCGUCUUCGCCGCCGUCUUCAUCAUCACCCGCCUGGUCAUCCUGCCCUUCUGGAUCAUGCACUGCACGAUGUUCUAUCCGCUGGAGCUCUACCCCGCCUUCUUUGGUUACUACUUCUUCAACUUCAUGAUGGUGGUGCUGCAGUCGCUGCACAUCUUCUGGGCCUACCUCAUCAUCCGCAUGGCCCAGAAGUUCAUAACUGGAAAGGUGGUGGAGGACGAGCGGAGCGACCGUGAGGAGACGGACAACUCUGAGGAGGAGGAGGAGGUGGCCAAGAACGGGCCCCUCUCCAACGGCCACCCUGUCCUCAACAACAACCACCGCAAAACCGACUGAGUGCCCCGGACCCGAGAGCUGCCACCGGCCCGGCCCCUCCGGCCGCUCCACACCGGGACCCCGGAGCGUCUGCCGGGCCCCACCCCUCGGGAGCGGGGCCGCAGCUCUGCCUCACACUCACCGCUGGUGCCCUUCCACCUCUCACCUGCUGCCUUAAUCCACCGCGGUUCCCCGGGACCGGCGGGGAGCCCACCGGGACGGCUCCAUCCCCCCGGGGCGGCUCCUUCCCGCCCCGCAGCCCCUGGGAUUGGCUCUGGCCCCUUGCCGGGCUCUGUGUUAUUCCUACUUUCCCAAGCAUUCCUUCACCGGGGGGAGGGGGAAAAGCCCCUUUCCCUGAGCUGGAAAAGCCGGCUCAGCCCCUGCUCCGCCGAACCGGGAGGGAGGAGCAGGGAAUUCCUGGGUGUUUCAGGAUGACGGGAUGACACUGUGGAAGUACUUGGGGGAAGGAGGCUGCGGGGCUGAGUCACUCCUUGUGCCUCACAGAGUUUAAUCCUCUCUCAUUUCUCUUCGGUAAAUGGAUUUUGAGUCUCUCCCUCUCCGUGGCCUCUCCCAGCUGUAACAGGACAAAUUUCCAACUUGAUUUUUCCUUUUUUUUUUUGUUUUUUUUCUCCUUUUCUUUCUAUUUAUUUGGAAGACAGAAGGAGCCGGGCUUGGCUCUGUCUCCUGCAUCCUUUGGGAUGCUGUGAGACCUCCCAGCACGGAGGGGUGGGGGGAAAAAGGACCAGUAACCAAUGUCAGACCAAAACGUGUUUUGUUAUUCUUGGUUUUUUUUGGUUGGGUUUUUUUUUUUUUUUUUUAAUAAAUAAAAGGUUAAAUAUAUUAAAAGUUUAAAAAACUAAUAAA